Messenger RNA from Cylas formicarius (sweet potato weevil), 2390 nucleotides. RefSeq names its product SPRY domain-containing SOCS box protein 3 (gene SP555). Gene Ontology annotation, biological process: proteasome-mediated ubiquitin-dependent protein catabolic process. The transcript has 5 exons. NCBI's taxonomy places the organism in Eukaryota, Metazoa, Arthropoda, Insecta, Coleoptera, Brentidae. Gene Ontology annotation, molecular function: protein binding. Bases 159 to 962 code for a protein of 267 amino acids. Gene Ontology annotation, cellular component: SCF ubiquitin ligase complex. The record is from RefSeq and is a predicted model, not a curated record.
CAGGACGAUUGCGUCGAUUUCGACCCGUGCAUGCGCCACGACGCGACGAAUAGAGGUCCGUCGCUUGAAAAUGAGAAAAAACAUGACAAAGUGGUGAGUGCUCCUACGAAAAUGAAUCGUUGUUAAAUUUUACAUAAAUAAGAUACCCGCUGACAAACAUGACCUAUGCUUUCUAUAAUUUGCUGGAAACGGAAGAAAAGAUGAAUGCCAAAGUGAACGAAACUGAGUCGAUUCGAAACGGACACAGUCUGCCCUGUGAUGACAUCUGGACGUGGGAUAGAAAUUAUCAUAGCCGCGAAGUAAUAUUGAGUGGAACGCAUCUGCGCAAAGCCCUUUUUCAUCCAAACUGGAGCAGCGGAACGGCUGCGGUAAGAGGAACACGAGUACUGAACAAUGGCAGGUACUAUUGGGAAUUGCAUUUAACCAGAAGAAUUUUUGGAACCAGUAUGAUGUUUGGAAUUGGUACAAAAAAGGCACGGCUUCACGAGGACUCCUUUGUUAACCUCUUGGGAAUAGAUGAAAAUAGUUGGGGAUUGUCUCACAAAGGAUUAAUCUGGCACUCCGGCCGUUGGACAUAUUAUACCAAGCCUUUUCGAGAAAACGUAGCCACAAAAAUUGGAAUAUUAUUCGAUGGAAUUGCAGGAACCUUAACGUAUUACAAAGACGGAAAAUGUCUUGGUGUAGCGUUCAGGGGUCUAAACGACGUUAAGGAGCCGCUGUAUCCGAUCAUAAGUUCGACCGCAGCAAAAACUGAAAUUGUAUUGGAUCGUAUGAAACGAGACUUUGUAAAUCUUCAGGAUAGGUGUAGGGCGGUAAUUGUAAAGAGGAUCAGGUGUAAAGACGACCUGAGCGAGUUGCAGUUGCCUAUUAAAAUACAGUGGUACCUAGCGGAGGACAUUGAAGAGGCAGUGGAACCAUUCAGACAACUCGACCAAAAUAUCAAUUACCUGACUUGCGAUUGAUACGAUGGUUUCCCUUUCGAUGUGUGUAAAUUAAUCAUUGUUGCAUCUCGGAAAUUAUGAUUGAUGAGUAAUGUGUUGGUUACGAUGUUUAGAAGUCCACAAGUAGCGUAAUGGACAUUUUUUUUGCAGAAAUCAGAAUCGCAAACGGAAAAGAAUUUGGGUUUUCGUGGGAGGGAACCGCAAGCGGUUGAGAUUUUAAGUUAAAUCGUUUUUUUUUUAACUCAGAUUAGUGAUUCAGUGCAAUUUGUUUUCUAUUUAAUCUUAGAAAUAUUUUCCUACGAACUAAAUAAUACACCAAAAAUUUGGCUUUAAAGAACUUAACAAUAUAUUUUCGUCCGAAACAAUAAUUAAUUAGGACAAAGUCAAGUUUUUAGCCUUUUUGAAUGUUAUCACUCAUAAUUUAAAUGAUUAUCCUAAAAAGUUUUAUUUUUUCUUGAUUGUCUUGCCAGUCUGUGCUAUUCCAGGUGUUGCCAAAAUAAUAUUGAAGCGAAACUUCCACACGCGCUAUUUUGGUCAAUCAGAAACUUGCGUUUUGAUAACUAAAGUCACAUAAGUUUUUAUCACCGUGCGACAUUCGGACAAGCAUUCCACUGCAACAAAGAUACUAUGAAAAUGAAAAUGAAAUUUGUUAUAGAAAAUAAUCACAAUAUUGCUUAUUUGGCAAAAAUUCAACCGACAAGAGAUUUAGAUAAGAAAUUUAUUAAUAUGAUAAAGCGUGUGGAAAAGUAACUUCAACGUUUAUUGUACGGAAUAGUUAGUUAACUUAAACCAGAUAGCAGAUAUGUACUGACAAUAAAGAAUUACAUGUCAACACGGUUUCUAAAAUGACUUACUGCAAGCAGAAUCCAAGCUAGUCAAAGAUAAUACAUCUGCUGUAUAAGAUAUUAGUGUGGAUCGUAUUCCAAAAAUAAUUUCUUUUCGGAAAAUUAAUUUUUUAGCUGAUAUAUAAAUUAAUAUCCAGAAAUGUUUUCUUGAUCAUGAAUAUUUUGAUUUCGAUGAAUUUAAGUUACCUACCUUGCGGAUGGCCAUUUUGAAUCGAAAAUAAUUAAAGAUCGUAAUCUGGUUAUUUCAACUUAAAAAUACCCAUUUGAUAUGGUGUUAGUUACUCUAUAAAUAAAACGCUUUUCACUGCAAUGAACAUGUAAGGAGAUUCCUUAGUUUGGCAACACCUUUUCGGCGGACCCUGUAUAAUACAACUUUUAAUCAAACAUAUUAUUUUCGAGAACCCGUGCUUUACCUGUUCGUGCCAUAUUUACUUCAAGCUAUUAGGUUUUCCUAUUAUAGCUAUGAAUUAACUAUUCUAGUCAAAUUGAACGUUCUCACCAAAAACACUUACUAAGUUAUUUAUUUAUGAACAUUUAGUGCAAUUUGUAUAUAAAGUGUACAGUUUUUGUUACUUUGUGUAAAUUUAUGUAAUAUAACAUUACU